Messenger RNA from Enhydra lutris kenyoni (northern sea otter), 2118 nucleotides. RefSeq names its product calpain 11. The record is from RefSeq and is a predicted model, not a curated record. The coding region runs from base 10 to 2118 and encodes 702 amino acids. Gene Ontology annotation, molecular function: calcium ion binding; calcium-dependent cysteine-type endopeptidase activity. The transcript has 21 exons. Gene Ontology annotation, biological process: proteolysis. Gene Ontology annotation, cellular component: cytoplasm. Lineage: Eukaryota; Metazoa; Chordata; Mammalia; Carnivora; Mustelidae.
GAUCAAGGAAUGGCGGCCCACAUAAGCCAGAACCGGCUCAGGGCCAAGGGCGUAGGCCAACACCACAAUGCCGAGAACUUCAACAACCAGAAUUAUGAGGACCUGCAAGCAGCCUGUCUGAGGAGGGGGGAACUGUUCGAGGACUCCUUUUUCCCCGCCGAACCCAGUUCCUUGGGCUUCAACGAUCUGGGCCCCAGCUCCAAAAAUGUGCAGAACAUCUCCUGGCAGCGGCCUUGUCAAAUCACAAGCACUCCUCACUUCAUCGUGAACGGGCUCAGUCCAACAGAUGUGUGCCAAGGCGUACUUGGGGACUGCUGGCUGCUGGCUGCCAUUGGUUCCCUUACCACAUGCCCCAAACUGCUGUAUCGUGUGGUACCCAGGGGGCAGAGCUUCAGGAAAAACUAUGCUGGCAUUUUCCAUUUUCAGAUUUGGCAGUUUGGGCAGUGGGUGGACGUGGUGGUGGACGACCGGCUGCCCACAAAGAAUGGCAAGUUGGUGUUUGUGCAUUCCGCCGAGCGCACUGAGUUCUGGAGCGCCCUGCUGGAGAAGGCAUAUGCCAAGCUGAACGGGUCUUAUGAAGCGCUGUCGGGGGGCAACACCGUGGAGGGCUUUGAGGACUUCACAGGGGGUGUGACCUAUAGCCUCCAACUCCAGAAGCCCCCUCGGAACCUGCUGAGGAUGCUCAGGAAGGCCAUCGAGCGAUCCUCCCUCAUGGGCUGCUCCAUCGAAGUCACCAGCAAUAGCGAGUUGGAGACCUUGACCCAGAAGAUGCUGGUGAGAGGGCAUGCUUAUUCCGUAACCGGCAUACAGGAUGUCUGGUACCAAGGCCGGGCAGAAACCCUGAUUCGGGUCCGGAAUCCCUGGGGCCGGAUCGAGUGGAAUGGAGCCUGGAGUGACAACGCCAGGGAGUGGGAAAGUGUGUCUCCGGACCUCCAGAGCCAGCUCCUGCUCCGGAAGGAGGACGGGGAGUUCUGGAUGUCCUACGAAGACUUCCUGGACAAUUUCACGCUGCUGGAGAUCUGUCACCUGACGCCCGAUGCCCUCUCCGGGGACUACAAGACCUGUUGGCACACCACCUUCUAUGAGGGCAGCUGGCGGCGCGGCAGCACCGCGGGGGGCUGUAGGAACCACCCAGACACAUUCUGGAGCAACCCCCAGUUUAGGAUCUCUCUCCCUGAGGAGGAUGACGAGGACAACCCGGAGGACAACAAAGCCGUGUGCACCUGCCUGGUGGCCCUUAUGCAGAAGAACUGGCGACAGGCGCGGCCCCGGGGAGCCCAGCUGCAGACCAUUGGCUUUGUCAUCUACGAGGUCCCAAAGGAGUUUCAGAACAUCCAGGAUUUUCGCUUGAAGAAGGACUUCUUCAUCAAGUAUCAGGACCACGGCUUCUCAGAGAUCUUCACUAACUCACGGGAGGUGACCAGCCAUCUCCGGCUGCCUCCAGGGGAAUAUGUCAUCAUUCCCUCCACCUUUGAGCCCCACAAGGAUGCUGACUUCCUGCUUCGGGUCUUCACAGAGAAGCACAGCGAGUCCUGGGAACUGGAUGAAACCAACUAUGCUGAGCUACUCCAGGAGGAGAAAUUCUCUGAGAAGGACAUAGAUCCGGACUUCCUACGUUUGUUUGAGAUAGUGGCAGGAGGGGAGGACAAGGAGAUAGGCAUGUAUGAGCUACAGAAGCUACUCAACAAGGUGGUCACCAAACUCAGAAACUUCAGGACCGAGGGCUUCGGCCUAGACGUGUGCCGCUGUAUGGUCAACCUCAUGGAUAAAGAUGGCUCUGGCAAGCUGGGGCUUCCCGAGUUCCAGAUCUUGUGGAAAAAAAUCAAGAAAUGGACGGACAUCUUCCGAGAGUGUGAUGAGGACAACUCGGGCACCUUGAACUCCUAUGAGAUGCGCUUGGCACUCGAGAAGGCAGGCAUCAAACUGAAUAACAAGGUGACGCAGGUGCUGGUGGCCAGGUAUGCAAACGACGACAUGAUUGUGGAUUUUGACAGCUUCAUCAGCUGUUUCCUGAGGCUGAAGGCCAUGUUCACAUACUUUCUAUCCAUGGACCCCGAGAAUACUGGCUAUAUUCGCUUGAAUCUGAACCAGUGGCUGCAGACCACCAUGUGGGGAUAG